AUGAAGACGACAGUGCGUUCAGCUUAUGAGUUGGGAAUUAAAGACUGGUGCAAAGAGGUGAGCUAUGAUCUUCACAAGAAAAUUCUUACUGCCUUCAAAACCGCUGAGCCACUGCCUUGGCCCCCGAGGGCUCACAAUCUUCAUGACCCUAAGGAGGAGAUUCCACCAGAAGUGUUACGAUUCAUUUUAAACAUCAUCUGUGGAGGUAAGAAGCCGUCACAUCGGGAGGAAAGUCUGGCAUCCUCCAUUUCUCAGGACCUCUGCAGAGCAGCUACAUCAGGUCAAUGGAAGAUGAAAAAACACAUCUUGCUUUGUAUGACACUGCGCCAUCUCUUCAGAUCAAAGCGCAUCACCACAUUGAUCAAUAGGCUUGGUCACUGUGAGUCAUACACAUACUCAAUUGAACUUGAAACAGCUCUGGCAAAUUCAAUUGUCAAUAGUGCUUCAUUGAUCAGCAACUCAGAUGUCAUCAAGAAGCAGCCUGAUGGUGCAGUCUUUCACAGUGACUGGGACAAUUUCGAUCAGCUAGUAUCAGAUGUAUAUGGUGCAGGUUCCAUCCAUACUGCUGCAGGGAUCUACAUGCAAGACCUAGGUUUCUGUGAGGAUCCAGGCGCACUUCCGUCAGUACAGACCAUGCAUGAGUUUGCAGAUGCAGAAGCCCCCAUCUCUGCACAGCCUACACAUGACUUCGAGCCUACGCAGAUAUCGAGAUCUCUACCGCAGAACAAGAAACUUGAGGACUUGAAGAGAGAACUGGAGGCUUUGGGCAUUCAGCCCGAUGAGGACCGUAAGAAUGAGAAGAAACUCAAGAGGGAGCUGAGGAAGGUUCUCCUGAGGGAACUGAAGAGAACGGAGCUGGAGAGAGCCGGGAACGGAGGCGAGGUGGGCAGCAAGGAUGAGGCCGCUGAGGCUCUGAAUGGGGCCCCGGAGAGGGUGGACCCAGAGGCAGAGAAAGGAGCGGAGGAGCCUGCAGAUGGAGGAAGGGCAGCUGGUCUGGACAACGCUGAGCAGCAGGAUGGAGACUCGGCUGCAAAUGGUUCAAUGAAGGAGAAGGGUCAAAAGGAGAAAGUUGCCCUGCUUAUCGACCUACUGGGUGACAUGACUGACAGGGUGGACGAGGUCAAUAGUAUCCUGAGCGAGGCCGGAUGUGUUCUGAGGCUAGUUAAAGCAGCUGGGGUGACCAAUCCAGAGGAAAAGGACAUUGACCAGGAUGUAGUGGCUGUCCUGGAUGACCUGUUGGACAAGGUUGACUCUACUAUGACUCUGACAGGAGAGCAGCAGGGAGAGAAGGACAGUGAAGUAGUGGCCGUCCAUUCUGAUAUGGUAGCCAAGGUUGACUCCAUCUCAAAUCAAGCUACUACCAAGAACCACAGGAAUGUGGAGGACGCCACUGAAGUCUCUGCCGUGCUAAAUGACAUUCCAGAUGGGGUGGAUAAUGCUAUGAAUCUGGAAGCUGAGCAGAAAGCAGAGAGGGACCGUGAGGUGGAGGCCGUCCUCUCUGAUGUUUUAGCCAAAGUUGAUUGUGUCUCAAAGCAACAAAGAGCAAGAGAGGAGGGAACAGCUGAAGCAAUUUCUGUUCUUAAUGACCUCCUGGAUGGCGUAGCCUCUGCUUUGAAGCUAAAAGAAGAAAAGCAGGAAGUGAUAUCCGAAAUAAAGACUGUCCUGAACAACAUUCUUGAAGACGUGGACUCUAAACUGAAUUUGACCACAACACUGAAAGGAGAAGAGAAGGAGGGCACGUCUGUGGCGAAGGCUGUGCUUACUGAUCUCUUGGACAACGUAGACUCUGCUCUGAAGCAGGACAAAGGUGCCACUGAGAUGGCCCACAUAGAGCCUAAGGGUAUUCUGGAUAUGGUGGACACUGACCUGAAUCUGAUCAAAGAACUGGAUGUGGUUAGAAAGGAGGAAAAGGAGAAAACUGAGGCUAUGCACUUGGAUGGAGGUGAAGCAGCACAUAACAUCAAGCUGGACAUGGAACUUCUUGAGGGUCUGCCACUGGCUCAAGCUGGGCACCUGAGUGUAGGAGAAGCUGCCGCCAAAGACAAGAUGGUGGACAAAGAAGCACAGGAAGAUGAGGAGAGUGUUUUACCAGCCGAACACAAACACAAACGCAAGACGAGGAGAGGAAAGCGAGGCAGGGGAGCCAAGAGAGGAGCUAAAGCUAAAGAGACCAGGGAGAGUGACCACCCAGGCGGUCAAGACGUAGACAACGAGAAAAGGAAGGAGCCCGAGAGGCAGGGCGACCGAGCGGGAAACAACGUGCUGGGGAAAGACCAAUGGAGACCCGCUGCUGUGGACAGGCAGUGGAGGGGACAGAGGUUUGGGCCCAGUGGACACAGAAAACAAUCCAGCCAUCAGCCUGUCCGAGAGGACAAGAAGGGAGAGAGGGUGGAGAGGCAAAGAAAACCACCAACUGAGAGAGGACAGAGGCGCGGACAGGAGGUGACCACCCCAGCACAGAGGCACGGGAACAAACAGCCCCAGGACAUGGGAAGGAACCGAUUGAGAGAGAGAGAUAACACAGAUUGGAACGGAAGGAUGGAGAGAGGAACCAGAGCUUGGUGGAACAGGGCCUGGGAGCAGGAGAGCCAGGCUGAGCAUGGCUGGUAUGGUAGAGAUGGGUACUGGUACUGGGCUGGCCCGAGGAGAAGACCUGCAGUGGACAGGAGAGACCGAGGAGGAGACCUGCAAUAGAAGACCGCAAGCAGAGGAAGCACAGUCAUGAUUAGCCUGCCUGAUAAGGCUGCUGCUGCUGCUGGAUCUUGUAGAC
Messenger RNA from Alosa sapidissima (American shad), 2770 nucleotides. RefSeq lists its product as uncharacterized. Lineage: Eukaryota; Metazoa; Chordata; Actinopteri; Clupeiformes; Clupeidae. The coding region runs from base 1 to 2694 and encodes 897 amino acids. The transcript has 13 exons. The record is from RefSeq and is a predicted model, not a curated record.